This is a messenger RNA of Trichophyton rubrum CBS 118892, 1767 nucleotides long. RefSeq lists its product as uncharacterized. The transcript is spliced from 2 exons. Gene Ontology annotation, molecular function: metal ion binding; metalloendopeptidase activity. The record is from RefSeq and is a predicted model, not a curated record. Gene Ontology annotation, cellular component: mitochondrion. NCBI's taxonomy places the organism in Eukaryota, Fungi, Ascomycota, Eurotiomycetes, Onygenales, Arthrodermataceae. Bases 1 to 1767 code for a protein of 588 amino acids.
AUGCAUCGACUGGCUCUCAGAGCAGGCAGGUCCAGGAAGCCUUUCAUACCCCGUCUUGCCCCAAGAAGUUUUGCAACUGUUCGACAACCAGAGAACAAGGAUCCUGUUGAACUGGACCAGAUAACGACUCUUAGUAACGGUCUACGUGUUGCUACCGAAUCUCUUCCGGGCCCUUUUGCCGGCGUUGGAGUCUACAUUGAUGCCGGAUCGAGAUACGAAAACAAUGAGCUCCGUGGUGUGAGCCAUAUCGUCGAUAGGCUCGCGUUCAAAUCAACUUCGAAACGCAAUGUAGACCAAAUGCUUGAAUCCCUAGAGAGCCUCGGGGGAAACAUACAAUGUGCCUCGUCACGAGAAUCCCUCAUGUACCAAUCCGCCAGCUUCAAUUCGACUGUCCCUACAACCCUUGGCCUAUUAGCGGAAACAAUCCGAGACCCUCUAAUUACAGAAGAUGAGGUUGCCCAGCAAUUAGCGGUUGCAGAAUAUGAAAUAACCGAGCUUUGGGCAAAGCCGGAGAUGAUAUUGCCUGAAUUGGUGAAUAUGGCAGCUUAUAAAGAUAAUACUCUGGGAAAUCCGUUGCUUUGCCCACGGGAGAGGCUAGGGCAGAUCACCAAGGCAACCGUGGAUAAAUACAGGACAGCUUUUUUUAACCCGAAUAAAAUGGUUGUUGCUUUCGCCGGCGUCUCUCACACAGAUGCUGUGAGGAUGACAGAGCAGUAUUUCGGCGACAUGAAGAACCAGAAGUCUCCUCUUCUAGCCCAAUUUGAAUCAGAGACAUCAUCUACACAGGGUGAAGAGGAGGUACCGACAUUUCCAGCCUUCUCGCCUUCGUCCACCACCCCUACCGAGUCUCCAAAUUCGUCAGCACCACAUUCGCCUUCAUCGACGCCUCCUUCCUCUGCUUCUUCCCCAGGUCUCCUCUCCAGAGUCCCAUUCUUCAAAAACUUAUCUACCUCGGCCCCAAACCAAGCAACAGUAUCCCCGCUUAACCCGUCUCUUCUCAAGACAGACUUGAUCGAUGUCAAUAGGCCCUCAUACUACACUGGAGGUUUCAUGUCUCUCCCGCGCAUUCCUCCUCCAGCAAACCCGGCUAUGCCACGCCUCAGCCAUAUCCAUCUGGCAUUCGAAGCCCUCCCUAUAUCGUCUCCAGAUAUAUACGCUCUAGCAACACUUCAAACUCUUCUUGGCGGUGGUGGAUCAUUCUCAGCUGGUGGCCCCGGUAAAGGAAUGUAUUCACGGCUUUAUACCAACGUACUGAACCAACACGGUUGGGUAGAAAGCUGCAUGGCCUUCAAUCUCAGCUAUACGGAUAGUGGUCUAUUUGGAAUAUCAGCCUCAUGCGUACCUAAUAGUAUAGCUAACAUGCUCGAAGUUAUGUGCCGAGAACUUCAGGCUCUCACACUUGACUCUGGUUACUCUGGCCUCCAGGUACAAGAAGUUAAUCGUGCUAAGAAUCAGCUUCGCUCAUCAUUGCUGAUGAACUUGGAAUCACGUAUGGUGGAACUUGAAGACCUGGGACGACAAGUCCAAGUUCACGGCCGCAAGAUCGGGGUCCAAGAGAUGUGCAAGAAAAUCGAAGCCCUCACAGUCGACGACCUACGACGUGUUGCUAAGCAGGUAUUCGGUGGCUUAGUACAAAACCGCGGUCAAGGCACUGGUCAGCCUACCGUUGUCAUCCAAGAAGGUGAAAUGGAAGGUACUAAACUUGCACCAUUACAGUGGACUGAAAUUCAACAAAGGAUAGCCAAAUGGGGCUUAGGCCGAGCGUAA